CUCACCGCUGGGAGGGAGGCGGCCGCCGCCGAGGCGGCGACGGCCUGAGUCGCUGCUGGGGCGGCCGCGUCUGUGGGUCGCGCAGCGCUGCUCCGCGGGGACGGCCUGAGUGGCCGCGGCUGGCGCCUGCUGGCGAGGGCUGGCUUCGCGGGCGGCCUCACAGCCCCCACCUAGGGCGGUGGGAGACGGCGGAGCCCAGGAUGCUGGGGAGGUGGCGCAGCGGCUCCUCGCUCGCUCCAGAUACUGAUCAUCUUUCUGAAGUACGUUCUCCAUGGCCUGAACAUUUUCUCCAAGUCGUUUUAAGCAAAAUAUCUGUCUAAUAAUCACUACAUCAAGAUGGUCGGGAAGCUGAAGCAGAACCUACUAUUGGCAUGUCUUGUGAUUAGUUCUGUGACUGUUUUUUACUUGGGCCAACAUGCCAUGGAAUGCCAUCACCGAAUAGAAGAACGUAGUCAGCCUCUGAAACUGGAGAACACAAAGACCACUGUGCGAACUAACGUAGGCAACAAAACCAACAAAACCUUUGCCUAUCAUAAAGAUAUGCCGUUAAUAUUUAUUGGAGGUGUGCCUCGGAGUGGCACCACGCUCAUGAGGGCCAUGCUGGAUGCACACCCUGAUGUGCGCUGUGGAGAAGAAACCAGAGUCAUCCCCCGAAUCCUGGCCCUGAAGCAAAUGUGGUCACGGUCCAGUAAAGAGAAAAUCCGCCUGGAUGAAGCAGGCGUCACCGAUGAAGUGCUGGACUCUGCCAUGCAAGCCUUUUUACUGGAGAUCAUAGUCAAGCACGGGGAGCCAGCUCCUUAUUUAUGUAAUAAAGAUCCUUUCGCCUUGAAAUCAUUGACCUACCUUGCUCGAUUGUUCCCCAAUGCCAAAUUUCUCCUGAUGGUUCGCGAUGGCCGGGCCUCUGUACAUUCAAUGAUAUCUCGAAAAGUUACCAUAGCUGGAUUCGACCUGAACAGCUAUAGGGACUGUUUGACCAAGUGGAAUCGUGCCAUAGAGACCAUGUAUAAUCAGUGCGUAGAGGUUGGUUAUAAAAAAUGCAUGCUGGUUCACUAUGAACAACUUGUCUUACAUCCUGAACGGUGGAUGAGAACACUCUUGAAGUUCCUCCAUAUUCCCUGGAACCACUCAGUGUUGCACCAUGAAGAGAUGAUUGGGAAAGCUGGAGGUGUAUCUCUGUCAAAAGUGGAGAGAUCCACUGACCAGGUCAUCAAGCCAGUCAACGUGGCCGCUCUGUCCAAGUGGGUUGGGAAGAUCCCUCCAGAUGUUUUACAGGACAUGGCGGUGAUUGCGCCUAUGCUUGCCAAGCUGGGCUACGACCCCUAUGCCAAUCCACCCAAUUAUGGAAAACCCGAUCCCAAAAUCCUGGAAAAUACGAGAAGGGUCUAUAAAGGAGAAUUUCAACUUCCUGACUUUCUGAAAGAAAAAUCUCAGACUCAGCAAGCGGAGUAGCAGAUCCCGGAGCCUCUUUCAGACGUGAGGGAAGGAUGCUGCCUUCUCCACAGAAGCACCGUUUCCAGGACUGGCUGUGCCCUGCUGAUCCACGCAGAGCGUGUGUGCUGCCUGCCCCCACUGCAUGGGGUGUCAGUGCACAUUUGUGGGCCUUAGUGCGUUUCUGAUCCUGAUGCCGUGCUCAGCCCUAUGGGUAAGGUGUCUGGAGGGCCUGUGUGCUUUCAGUUAAAAACAUCCUGGCCUUUGUCAGCUCUUACCGGCUACCAGAGUUUGUUUCCAAAUGGCAUUCCAUAAGCAAAACUGGGCAGCUUCAUCUUGCAUUCAGUUGUCUCUACGUGUUCUAACUGUGCUGGAGAACACUUAUACCUGCUUCAAUGUGUUGAUGUGAAUAAUAUUAAAUAUCAGAAUUAUUUAAAUCAUGGCAUUGUUUCUGAGAAGUUGAGAAAUUACCAUAUACAUUUACAACCCAAUGACUUUUGUAUUUUAUUUUUCAAAAUAAAAGCUCUAAUGUGAAGCA
Messenger RNA from Erinaceus europaeus (western European hedgehog), 1966 nucleotides. It is a transcript of the gene TPST1, whose product is annotated as tyrosylprotein sulfotransferase 1. Gene Ontology annotation, biological process: peptidyl-tyrosine sulfation. Gene Ontology annotation, cellular component: Golgi apparatus. NCBI's taxonomy places the organism in Eukaryota, Metazoa, Chordata, Mammalia, Eulipotyphla, Erinaceidae. The coding region runs from base 337 to 1449 and encodes 370 amino acids. Gene Ontology annotation, molecular function: protein-tyrosine sulfotransferase activity. The transcript is spliced from 6 exons. The record is from RefSeq and is a predicted model, not a curated record.